This is a messenger RNA of Durotheca rogersii, 1503 nucleotides long. RefSeq lists its product as uncharacterized. The record is from RefSeq and is a predicted model, not a curated record. The transcript has 2 exons. Bases 133 to 1203 code for a protein of 356 amino acids. Lineage: Eukaryota; Fungi; Ascomycota; Sordariomycetes; Xylariales; Xylariaceae.
GGGCACUCGUCAUCACCGUCAUCGCCGUCACCACUCUCGUAAAAUCACACACCACACUGCCCCACGACCCUGACCCCUCACUACACAUUCUCUAUCCGCCCCUAGUAGCCAGUGUGCGAGCCAGUGUCCACCAUGGCUGACAGCAUGUGCGGUCCCUCCAAUGCUAUGAAAGGCCUAGCCCAGCACCUCGAUCGGGACCGAGCUCUGCACCAGGAUCGGGUUACCAGCGCCAACUCCAGCAGUGUUGACGGCAUCCAACAAGGUUUCCGAUCCCUCGGCUUGGGCUUCAAUGCCGCAAACCAGCAGUUCUCUGCAUUCCAGGGCGGCCAUGCCUCACUUAAUACCCACCAGCCUGGCCCAUCCCUUCCCCUGGCAUCUGCUCCCUACGCCGCACAAGGUCCUCAUUAUAGCCAGGUCCCGUCUUUCUACAAACCUGGCAUACCUACAGCUGCGACCGAGGGCCAAAACUGGGCUGCCGACUUCCACCAGAUGAACCUAGGCGGCCCCGCCAGCCAGAUCCAACCUGGCGUAGGAGGACCAGGCGUCGUCCACCCCUUCGCGAGCGGCGUCCGCACUGCUGGCCCAUUCAUGCCUAGCCAGAUGCACCUAGCUCCUCGCAAUCCGAUCUACACCCCUCCCUCAUUCGCCUCCCCACAAGCACAAGUCGAUAUCUCCGCGGUCCACCAGGCCGCUCAGCUGCCCCUGGAUUUCAACUCUGAUUUCGACUUCGAGGCCGAGAUGCGCGCUUGGAUGAGCAUUAACGGUUCGGCGGCCGAGGCUGCCGAGACGGACGCGCAGUCCGAACGCUACGCCGAGGCUGAAGUCGAGGCCCUGCGCGUCGCCACUGCCGAGCUUGCCGAGCAAGACCUCGCCGAGCAGGACGCGGCUCUCGCCGCAGAGGAGGCAGAGGAGGCUUUGGCCGCCGCCGAGGAGCAGGCCGCCGUCCGAGACGAGCCCGACGACUCGGAGCUGGCGCUGGCGGCCCAGCAGAUCCUCGACUCCGUCGCGGACAAUCAGACGGACAAGUUCAAGAACUCCACCUUCGUCCAGAUGAUGCGCAACAUUGCCGAGCGCAAGCUCGUCGUCCGCGACAACGCCCUCGUCGACUCGGCGCCCGCGCCCACCUCGUCCGGGGACGGAUUCGCCGCCGCCGGCCACGCCUCCGCCAAACUCGCGCACGUCGAGGACGCCGAGUCGCCGUAGACCUCGGUCGGGCCGGGACCUGGAACACUUUUUUCUUCUCCGCACACGCAGCCCGGACGGACCGGUGCGGGGACACCUCGCUACGGGCGGUCGACGGCGGCGGCGGCGGCGGCGGCACACAUGUCGCCUCCGGACGCACCCCUCUACCCACCGACUGUUACCUAUCAUCAUUACCUAUUGCUGCGCACGUAAGCGGCCGACGCCUCUUCGAGCCUUAACCUUGCUCCCUCGCCUCGCUCCUCACAAUCGCUACUAUCAUCAGCACGACGCGUCAGGGACACGUGUUGCGCGUCCCGCAAU